Molecule: messenger RNA, 1663 nt
Organism: Erigeron canadensis
Lineage: Eukaryota; Viridiplantae; Streptophyta; Magnoliopsida; Asterales; Asteraceae
Product: adenine nucleotide transporter BT1, chloroplastic/mitochondrial-like
Exons: 4
Coding region: 336-1505 (389 amino acids)
Biological process (GO): transmembrane transport
Source: RefSeq, a predicted model, not a curated record
CUAUUCGUACUCUAAACCGGCGAUGUAAUCUUGACUUAAGUUGAGACUAGAGUGUAUCUUCAAACUUGGCUGGAUAUAAUUUUAGGUCAAAGUAGUCGUACGUAGCAACACCCACCCUAACGACUCCCACUGUCGCCAAACCAACAACAACGCCAACCUUUUUCACCAAACACACCCCCAUCUUUCUCUUUCUCUGCAAUUCUUGUAUUGAAAGAGGAUAAAGAGACCCAACAAGUAAAUUCAAUGAGUGAAUGACCCCCUUUGACUUUCAUAUUCAGCCAAGAUACUCACCUGAAAAGAAGCAAUAUUUGUGGUAAAUCUUGGUGGUGAGUUUAAUGGAUACAAGAGGUUUAUUGGAAAGCAAUGGGGACGGGUUAUUUCCGAAUUCUGGGAUUGGGUUUCUUUGGUGUCCAAGAGAUGAUAAUUUAUCCCAAUCUGGAAGCUUUUUUGCAAGUGUUGGGCAGAUGGGUGGUAGGGGUGGUUUUGGAAGUUUAACAACAAAUGAUAAUGAAGGUGUCAAACUUCCAUAUUUAUCUAAGGUUGUUUCGACACCUGAAUCUAGUUUUAUGACCGUUGAUGUACCGAAAGUGGAUGUAAAUGAGGGUUUUUUGAAGAAGAAAGGUGGUAUGAAAUUGAAAAUCAAGAUCGGGAAUCCUUCGUUAAGGAGGUUACUUAGUGGCGCAGUUGCAGGUGCAGUUUCAAGAACGUGUGUUGCUCCAUUAGAGACGAUAAGGACUCAUUUGAUGGUUGGGACUUGUGGGCAUUCUACUACUGAAGUUUUUCAAGAUAUUAUGCAGACUGAAGGUUGGACUGGCCUCUUUAGGGGAAAUUUAGUCAAUGUCAUUCGUGUUGCCCCAAGCAAAGCAAUCGAGUUAUUUGCUUAUGAUACUGUCAAGAAAAGCCUAGCUCCUAAACCUGGAGAAAAGCCAAAACCCCGUGUACCGGAGUCACUUAUCGCAGGUGCUGUUGCCGGAAUCAGCUCUACCAUAUGCACCUACCCUCUCGAGUUACUCAAAACCAGACUCACUGUUCAGAGGGGCAUGUACAAGAAUCUUGUAGACGCGUUUUUGAAGAUUGUGAAAGAAGAGGGACCUGCAGAACUCUACCGGGGACUGACACCAAGUCUUAUUGGUGUAGUCCCGUAUGCUGCAACAAACUAUUUUGCAUACGAUACAUUAAGAAAAGCAUACAAGAAAAUCAUGAAAAAAGAUGAUAUUGAGAACAUUGCCACCCUAUUAAUCGGGUCAGCAGCUGGUGCUAUUUCAAGUAGUGCGACAUUCCCGCUUGAGGUGGCUCGGAAGCAUAUGCAGGCGGGGGCUGUUAAUGGGCGAGUAUAUGACAACAUGCUUCAUGCUCUUUUAAGCAUAUUGGAAAAGGAAGGUAUUGGUGGUUUAUAUCGAGGUUUGGGUCCAAGCUGUAUUAAAAUAGUUCCAGCUGCUGGGAUAUCGUUCAUGUGUUAUGAGGCAUGCAAGAAAAUACUAAUUGAGAAAGAAGAUGAUGAAUAAUGACCGUAAGCUCAAGUCAAGAUUUUGCUUUUUAUUGUUCUCAAAGAUAAUAAUUCAAAAGAUUUGGUUUUUAUUGGUUCUUUUUUCUUUUGCUUUUUUUGUGGGGGGAUAUUGUUUUUUUAACUGCAAAAGAAAUAUUUAUAGACGAGGCAGAAUUA